Closterium sp. Naga37s-1 is the source of this 276-nucleotide messenger RNA. The record is from the annotation of a GenBank genome assembly. Lineage: Eukaryota; Viridiplantae; Streptophyta; Zygnematophyceae; Desmidiales; Closteriaceae.
AUGCCAGGGUGCGUAUCUUUGUGUGUGUCUCUUUACUCAACAUGCCCAUACCCCAUAUCCCACCCUCCCUUGUCACUCCACCAGGAGAGGCAGAUCAAGGAUGCCAAAGUGCGUAUCUUCGUGCGCCGUGGAGGGCCCAACUACCUCAAGGGGCUUGAGAAGAUGCGUGAACUCGGCACCGAGAUUGGCAUCCCCAUCCAGGUGUAUGGUCCUGAAGCCAGCAUGACCUGCAUCUGCAAGGAAGCAAUUGAUUACGUGGCCUCUGCUGCUGCCUGA